Molecule: messenger RNA, 4195 nt
Organism: Manihot esculenta (cassava)
Lineage: Eukaryota; Viridiplantae; Streptophyta; Magnoliopsida; Malpighiales; Euphorbiaceae
Exons: 16
Coding region: 1203-3737 (844 amino acids)
Biological process (GO): protein phosphorylation
Molecular function (GO): ATP binding; protein kinase activity
Source: RefSeq, a predicted model, not a curated record
AUGCUCUCUUUUUUUCUUCUUCCUUUGGUUCUACAGCCUAGUUCUUUUCUUAUCUGCUGCCUUGAGAGUGGACUCCUCACUUUUAAGCGGGAUUUAUUGAUAAAUAAUAUUCUUUUUAUUAUUCCUUUUCUAUAGAUCUAAACUUCAGAGAGAGAUUUUUAGUUGGUAUCUAUUGUGUUUUCUUCUUGUUGUUGUCUUAUAUGUGGCUUUGUUUAUGUAUGCAGACUGAUCUAUAUCGGUGAAUAUAGUGACAAUACUUCAGAGCUUUUGGAUCUCUCUUGCCACGAGGCUUUCUCAAAAAUCUUCAAUCCUUUCGUCUUUAUGCUUCAGUGUGGCCCAAAUCUGCUUUAGCAAUAUAAAGAGUGUCCUUCUAUUUCUGAGGUUGAGAUCCUCGGGAAUGUUUCACCGUCGCUUUUGGGCUAUUGAUUCUUAGGCGCGAAGAUGGCCGAUGAGUUCUUCUCUUCUUCUUUUUCCUUGGCCUAACAAAGUUUGGCUGGAUUUCCCUAUUUUUAGCUUCAACAGUCCUUAUGUGUCUGCUGGUUUCCUUUCAUGUCAUUGGUUGCAUGCAAUGGUUGUCUUGUGCUUCAGCUUAAUUUUUCUCUGUUUUCAGCGACCUCUUGACCUUAUUCAGGCUCUCACGUUUCCGGUGGCGGUGGUUCCAAAUUGUUGUUAUUCUCCUUGCAAGCUAGGGUUUUUGGUGGGCUUGGACUUGUUUAUUGUAGGCUAUGGGGUGAGGGUCUGAAUUUUAUAUUGUCUUAGCUUGGAGUGAGUUAGGCCUUUAAAGCCUUUUUCUGUUUGGAUUGUUUUUGCCUUUUAUCAAUAUAUAUUACCUUCUGACAAAAAAAAUGAUUUUAAUAAAAUUUCGGCGGAAAUAUGCUUGGUAACUGACACUAUAAUAUUCUAAAUUUCUAAUCAAUAUUUGACACGUGACAAACUCCACAUAAGAGUAUCCUCACCCGAUUUCCACUCUCCACUGCCGUGGCUCUCCACGCACCACAGGUCCACAGGUUCACUGAUUCGAUACUAAAGUAAUGGGCGCAAAAAGAUCCAAAAGAAAAACAAGAACAACACAUUUCCACUGCUUUAAACGCUGCUCCAAUUUCUGCCUCUAAUUUCCUUUUUCUUUCUUCUUCUCAAUUUAAUCACAACAAUUAAGCUAAGUAAAUUAAGAUUCUAAUCAUUUUCUAAAAUUGUCAAACGAAAUGGCUGCUGUAGCUGCUUCUCUUUCGUCUCCGGCGACGGCUGCUUGCUUUCUGCGCGGGUCGCCGAAGUCCAAAACGGCGGUGAAUAAGGGGAUGAAGCAAGAAGUGCCGGUUAUAGGGGAUUUCAGUCACUUUGGAAUUGCGGUCCGGAAGGAUUUCGAGUUCAUGAAGAAAGGAAUCGGUAAAGGAGUUGGUUGGGCAAACGAAACAUUCCGGCUUCCGCAGGUUUUUAAAGCCUUAGAUGAUGUUUUGUGGCUAAGGAAUCUUGAGGAUCCUCAAGCUCCUCCACUAGAGCCUCAGUCUUGGCCUCAACCUUCAUAUCCAGGACUUUCUGGAGUAGAUUUAUUCAUGGCUGAUCUCAAAGCCUUGGAAGCAUAUGCGAGUUAUUUCUACCAUGCAUCUAAGAUUUGGUCCAAGCCACUUCCUGAGGUCUACGAUCCCCAAGACAUUGCUGAUUAUUUCAGUUGCAGACCUCAUGUAGUGGCCCUUCGACUUCUCGAGGUGUUUUCAGCCUUUGCUUUUGUCACGAUCAAAAUUCGGACCUCAAGGAUCAAAAGGUCUCUAAGGACAAUUUCAAAUAAGGACAUAAAUGGAAACAUCUCACAGUAUGAUUUUGGACUGGUCUUAAAAGAAACAAUGCUAAGCUUGGGUCCCACUUUUAUCAAAGUUGGUCAAUCCCUUUCCACAAGACCAGACAUAAUUGGUACUGAAAUUUCCAAGGCGCUUUCUGAGCUGCAUGAUCAAAUCCCUCCUUUUCCUAGGACCAUGGCUAUGAAAAUUAUCGAGGAAGAGUUAGAUUCUCCCAUUAAAUCUCUCUUUAGCUACAUCUCUGAGGAACCUGUAGCUGCAGCAUCAUUCGGUCAGGUUUAUCGUGGAAACACUCUUGAUGGUCAUAAUGUUGCUGUGAAAGUUCAGCGUCCUAAUUUGCGCCAUGUCGUAGUUCGAGAUAUCUAUAUACUUCGCCUUGGGCUGGGUCUGUUGCAAAAGAUAGCAAAAAGAAAAAGUGACCUUCGCCUCUAUGCCGAUGAGCUUGGGAAAGGUUUAGUUGGAGAAUUGGAUUACUCUCUAGAGGCUGCCAAUGCCUCCAAGUUUCUGGAUGCUCAUUCAUCCUUUAGGUUUAUGCAUGUUCCAAAAGUGUAUCAUCAUUUAAGUCGAAAGAGAGUUCUGACAAUGGAGUGGGUGAUUGGUGAGAGCCCAACUAAUUUACUCUCUCUAUCUACUGGUGAUACUGUUGAUCAAGAUUCUGAAUAUUCAGAAAGGCAUAAAAUUGAAGCUAAAAGGAGACUUCUCGAUCUGGAAGAAAAAAAAUUCCAUUUUGGUCAGGUUAGCAAAGGAGUGGAAUCAUCACUGGUUCAGCUUCUUGAAACAGGCUUAUUGCAUGCUGAUCCCCAUCCAGGAAACUUGCGUUACACACCAUCAGGACAAAUAGGGUUUCUGGAUUUUGGUUUACUUUGCCAAAUGGAAAAGAAGCAUCAGUUUGCUAUGCUUGCAUCCAUAGUGCACAUAGUAAAUGGGGAUUGGGCAUCGCUUGUCCAUUCUCUUACAGAAAUGGAUGUCAUAAGGCCAGGGACUAACAUUCGGCGGGUCACAAUGGAACUGGAAAAUUCCUUGGGGGAGGUGGAAUUUAGGGAUGGAAUUCCUAAUGUCAAGUUCAGUAGGGUUCUGAGCAAAAUAUGGUCUGUAGCCCUCAAAUUUCACUUCCGCAUGCCACCAUACUACACGCUUGUUCUAAGAUCUCUUGCAUCCCUGGAAGGUCUGGCAGUGGCGGCAGAUCCGAACUUUAAGACAUUUGAAGCUGCAUACCCAUAUGUUGUCAGAAAACUACUCACUGAAAAUUCAGCUGAAACAAGGAAAAUUUUACAUUCGGCGAUCUUAAACAGAAGGAAAGAAUUCCGAUGGGACAGGCUUGCACUUUUCUUGAAAGUAGGAUCGACUAGGAAAGUCUUGAGUACAGAAACAGCAAUAAAGCAUGAAAGUUCCCUUGAUUAUUUAACAAAUAGAUCAUCCUCAGGUGUUUUUGAUGUUGCCCACUUAGUCUUGAUGCUUUUGCCAUCCAGAGAUGGUGUUGUUCUCAGGAAGCUUUUAAUGACUGCAGAUGGAGCUUCAUUAGUCCGAGCAAUGGUUUCCAAGGAGGCAGUUCAGUUUAGACAGCAACUUUGCAAGAUCAUUGCUGACCUACUAUAUCAAUGGACGGUUCAAACUCUUGGACUAGGCAUUACGGCAACCCAGUAUAGUUCCCAAGUAAGAUUGAUUAAUGAGCCUGACAACAGAGAGCUAGGUCCAUCUUCCAGACUGUCCAUGCCCCUAUACAAGUAUCAGUCCAUCUUUAGAGACCGGCGGCUCAAAGUGAUCUUUUACAGGAUAAUAAUUUCUGCAAGGAAAGAUCCAGUGCUGAUGCUAAAAUUCUGCUGGACUUCUUUUAUUAUGGUUGUUGCAGCUUCAGCGCUGGCUUGUCAUCGAGUUUUCGUCUCUUUGUCUGAAGUCUACAUCAGUCCUCUAUUACUUGCUCCCAAGAGAGCGGCAGUCGGCGCGUGAAAUCUGUACUUUCCCCUGGAUAACCUCUCUGGAUAAAGCUUAGAUGCAAAUACACACCUAGAUUGUAAUAUUCUGCAAUAGAGAAGAUUAAAUAGCGAGGAAUAGUUUACAGCUCGAGUUUGAUCGGAUCGAAUCAUGCUGGACUUUAUCUAACAUAUUUUUAGUACAGCAGUUCUAAGACGAGAUUCAAGUACAUGCAUUCCAAAAUUCUCUAAAAACAGCAAAUCAAAGGAUGUGCAGCAGGCUGUGGAAAGGUAUAUAUAGAACUGUAAAAAACUUUUCGCCAGAAUUAAAUCGAGGUCUUUUAGCUUGUAGUUCUGAUAUGGUGCAAGAGGCCAAGAGUUUAUAAAUGCCUGUGACUUUGUCUUAAUGUAAGCUGUAAAUUUUGAGCUGUGUAGAAAAAUUAACGGACAAUUUUUUAGUUAAAAUUAAGAAUGAAAAUUACAUGUUUUCUUAGA